Molecule: messenger RNA, 2623 nt
Organism: Phragmites australis (common reed)
Lineage: Eukaryota; Viridiplantae; Streptophyta; Magnoliopsida; Poales; Poaceae
Product: protein PSK SIMULATOR 1-like
Exons: 12
Coding region: 413-2362 (649 amino acids)
Biological process (GO): positive regulation of growth
Source: RefSeq, a predicted model, not a curated record
CUCGCCUUGCACUUGUUCCUGUCCUGCUCCUGCCGUCUCAUCCCAUACUGACCUCGCCUAUUUGCAGCAGCACCUCGCCGGCGUCGGGGGACGUCGCAACCUCCUCCCACCUCCCGCCAUCAUCAGAAAGGAAAAACUUGAAGCCUGACCGUGGUCGCUGCGCUGCCGAAGACAUUUGUAGCCUCUUCCACCGGAGUACGCCACCUCGAAUUCUUGUCGUAUAGUCGUCGCUCCUCCCCCUUCUACUGGUACUGGAAGCGCAGAUCCAUCCGGGCUUGGAUCGGUUCCUUAUUUUUGCUGGUAAGGAAGCUUUUGCUUGGAUAGUUGGAUGGACUCCGCCGCUGGGCCCGUCGGAGGUGAGCAAUCGGAUUAGGACGAGGUAGGGAUCAGGGUCUCCGUUAAGGGGAAGAGGAUGGGAGGCCUCUGCUCGAAGGUUUCAUCGGUAAGCAAGUCGCCGAGCGACACCACGCUCGGCCGGAACCAGGUCUCUGAUCAUGAGCCCGGGGCGGUGCUGGAGGGGAAGAAGCCGCUGGAGUCCGGAGAGGCUGCGGCAGCAAAGCAGCUGGAAGAGCAGCAGCAGCAGUCUUUCUCGUUCCUGGAGAGCGUCGUGCCCGGGCUUGCUUUUCAUGGUGGGGCAGACGCCGGCGGCGACGCGGGGUUCAGGACCUCGCCACGGCUGGCCCGGUCCCUGUCGCAGAGGACUGGUUUGGGCAAGGCGAGAGCCGGCGUUGCCAAGGUUUCAGAAGUGAGCUCAAUUUUAGGUAGAGCUAGCACUGUUGGGCUUGAGAAAGCAGUGGAGGUUCUAGAUACACUUGGCAGUAGCAUGACAAGUUUAAAUGCUAGUAGUGGUUUUGUGUCAAGUGCAGCGGCAAAGGGAAACAAAAUAUCAAUGUUGGCUUUUGAGGUGGCAAAUACCAUAGUUAAAGGCUGCAAUCUGAUGCGUUCUCUGUCGAAGCCUAGCAUAAAGCAUCUGAAAGAAGUGGUAUUUCAUUCAGAAGGUGUUCAACAACUUAUAUCCAAAGAUAUGGAUGAAUUACUCAAGAUCGCAGCUGCUGACAAAAGGGAAGAGUUAGAAGUAUUCUCGAAAGAGGUUGUUCGCUUUGGGAAUCAUUGCAAGGAUCCUCAGUGGCACAACUUGGACCGCUACUUUGAAAAGUGGGCAUUAGAUCAAACACCGCUGCAUCACCUGAAAGAAGAUGAAGAAUCAGUUAUUCAGAAAUUGAUCACUUGCGCUCAAGAUACAGCUGAAUUGUAUCAUGAAUUGCAUGCUCUGGAUAAAUUUGUACAGGAUUAUCAUCUUAAACAGAAAGAACAGGAUGGCCUGAGUCCAAGAGGAGAAAGUCUGCAUAUACUGAAGCAGGAAGUGAAAGAUCAGACUAAGCAUGUUAAAUGUUUGAAAAAGAGGUCACUUUGGUCCAAGAAUUUGGAAGAGGUGAUGGAAAAGCUUGUAGAUAUUGUCCACUUCUUACAUUUGGAGAUAGAUAAUGCCUUUGGUCAUUCUGACAGUGACGAGCCACAAGAACAUGCCAAAUGCCAUAAUAGAUUGGGACCAGCAGGCCUUGCGCUGCAUUAUGCAAAUAUCAUCAAUCAGAUUGAUAAUCUUGUUUCUCGAUCAUGCGCAGUCCUUCCCAACGCAAGGGCUACAUUAUACCAUGGUUUGCCACAGACCAUCAAAUCUGCUCUCCGUUCUAAGCUACAAUCUUUUCAACUCAAAGAAGAGCUGACAGCUUCUCAAAUCAAAGCUGAAAUGGAGAAGACUUUACGAUGGCUUGUCCCUUUUGCAAAUAAUACAACCAAGGCACACCAUGGAUUCGGUUGGGUUGGAGAGUGGGCAAAUACAGGAUCUGAGUUGAACUGCAAACUGUCAGGGCAGAUGGAUUCAACCCGAAUCGAGACGUUAUACCAUGCUGAGAAGGAGAAGACUGAAGCACUUAUCCUUGAGCUUGUUGUGUGGCUUCAUCAUCUUAUCAGUAAAUCAAGAAAUGCCAAUGGAGGUCUAAGGUCUCCCAUCAAAUCACCUCUCAGUUCACCAACACAAAAGGGUAUCGCAAUCACAUUGUUGCCAAGCAAAUCGAACAAUUCAUCACCGAUUCUCACACAAGAGGAUCAGGAUAUGCUAAGGGAUGUUAGGUACAGGAAAUUCGUCCCUGGGAUAAGCAAAAGUCAAGAGUUUGACACAAAGUCAAGACACAGCAAACAGAGUAGGUUGAGCAAGAGCAAUAGUCAUUCUCCAGCCAGUGGCAACAGGAAAGACUUGCUCUCAGUUAGGAGGUCUUCCAUGCUUCCUGUUAUCGACUUCGAGAUUGAUAGGACAAAAGCUUUGGAUUUAAUCGACAGGCUUGACGACCUUAAAAUUCAUUGAACCAUGAAACUAACUGCAACAUAAACCUGAGGUUUGCGCAGUUCGUCUGCAAUCUUGAAAACCAUAGCCCUAGCAGGGAUGUAAAAAGUUAGUAUCUGCAGCAAGGCCACCCGUCAGAGAUUCUGAGGUGAGGAACUAGCAGUAUGCCAAAUUGGAGCCGAGAGAAACUAGUGGUAGAUAAGAUUGUACCAUAUAUCCUGUACUGAGCAUAAUAGGAAAAAAAAUGUUGAAAAAAAUUAUCUGUUGUUUCUUUUUUUCCGA